Molecule: messenger RNA, 11545 nt
Organism: Dermochelys coriacea (leatherback sea turtle)
Lineage: Eukaryota; Metazoa; Chordata; Testudines; Dermochelyidae
Gene: HDX
Product: highly divergent homeobox
Exons: 10
Coding region: 470-2563 (697 amino acids)
Biological process (GO): regulation of transcription by RNA polymerase II
Molecular function (GO): RNA polymerase II cis-regulatory region sequence-specific DNA binding; DNA-binding transcription factor activity, RNA polymerase II-specific
Source: RefSeq, a predicted model, not a curated record
UGGGCGUGCUGCGGGGCAGCGGCGUUCCCACAAGGAGGCGAGGGGCGCAGCCCGGCCCCCGUAGGCUGGGGAAGGAGGCGGACGACUCCCGCGGCCUUCCGUCCCUCCGUGCCCCGCCUCUUCCCUGGGCCUCGCGCUCCGAUCCCGAGCUGGGCGGGGCUGUUUCCUGAGGCAGGCAGCCACCCAUCGCAGCAGCGCGGCUGUUCCUUGUACUGGCCUCCCCUCCCACGUCCGGCGGGCUGUUCCCAGUACCAGGCGCUCCCCCUGGCGGGAGGGGCGGGGGCAAGGACUGUCCCGGCCGGCGCUGAUCUUAGGCUGCCAUUGGCCGCUGUCUGCGCUGACGUCACGAUCAUGAUGAGAAUUAAUGAUCGGAGGCGCUGAUUUCAUUGUGUGACGCCGGGACCGACCCAGCUGAAACCGGCUGAAUCCGGAGCCCCCCGGACCAACUCCGCCCGCCCCGCCGAGCACGAUGAAUCUGCGUUCUGUAUUUACUGUAGAACAACAAAGGAUAUUACAGCGUUAUUAUGAAAAUGGAAUGACAAAUCAAAGUAAAAAUUGCUUUCAGCUCAUAUUACAGUGUGCACAAGAAACUAAGCUGGACUUCAGUGUAGUCAGGACUUGGGUUGGCAAUAAAAGAAGAAAGAUGAGCAGCAAGAAUGUUGCAGAAUCUGGAGGCACCCCACCAAGGACUGUUCCUAGCACCCCUACAGUUCCUCCAGAAGUAGCAGUCAGAAAUGUGGUAAACAUUGCUCGAUCCCAAAGCCAGCAGUCUUCUUGGACAUCAUCUAACAAUGAUGUAAUAGUAACUGGUAUAUAUAGCCCAGCUAGUUCAUCCAGCAGGCAGGGAUCCACAAAACAGACUAAUACUCUGAUGACUGAGAUACAUAAAAACUCUAUUCAGAGACCACCUGGAAAAAGUGAUACAGAAUUUCAGCAGCAGCAUAUUCCUGUAGGACGACAAGCACCCCAUUGUAAAGGUGCUUCGCUGCUCCUGGGGGAAAAAACUAUUAUUUUGUCAAGACAAACAAGUGUGUUGAAUUCUACAAACUCCAUAUACAAUCAUACUAAGAAAAAUUAUGGUGGUUCAUCAGUCCAGACUGCAGAGUUGGUGUUACCUCAAAAGCCAAUAAUAUGCCACAGGCCAUGUAAAGCUGAACCAGUCGGGAGUCAGAGAUUACACAAAACAGAACACACAGCCCUUGCAUCACACAUCCCAUCUGGACAAAGAGCCAAUGUUCGAGACCCUUCUUGUAGCACACAAAACUUAGAAAUUCGUGAAGUAUUUUCCUUGGCAGUUACUGAUCAACCUCAAAGAAUUAUGGGAGGAAAUACAACACAGAAGCCUUGUUCAGUCGAAGGCAGUUGCCUGUCCAUUGCAAUGGAAACAGGAGAUGCUGAUGAUGAAUAUGCUAGAGAAGAAGAGCUUGCAUCUAUGGGAGCACAAAUACAAAGUUAUUCAAGAUUUUGUGAAAACAGCAGUUCCCUUCGAGUGGAGAACCAAAGCACAGCUUUGUCUGGACCAGGCAGAAAUGUGAGCUGCAGUUCACAGAUGGUGAAUGCCAGGGACUUGCCUGACAAUAUAUUAUAUCAUAACAGAGACUAUCGCUUGCCUCCACGGACCUCAUUACAUACACCAUCCAAUACACUGUAUAGUAGUGCUAAUCCAUCAAGAAGUAACUUUUCUCCUCAUUUUACAUCUUCAAAUCAAUUGAGGCUGUCACAAAACCAAAACAACUACCAGAUUUCAGGAAACCUUACUGUGCCUUGGAUUACAGGGUGUUCCAGAAAAAGAGCACUACAGGACCGCACACAGUUUAGUGACCGAGAUUUAGCCACUCUCAAGAAAUACUGGGAUAAUGGCAUGACCAGCCUGGGCUCAGUCUGCAGAGAAAAAAUUGAAGCUGUUGCUGCAGAAUUAAAUGUUGACUGUGAAAUAGUGCGGACUUGGAUUGGGAAUAGAAGACGAAAAUAUCGUUUAAUGGGGAUUGAAGUCCCACCCCCUAGAGGAGGCCCUGCUGAUUUCUGUGACCAUCCUGAAUCUGGUGCUAAAUCAGCACUUACUCCAGGAGAGGAAACUGCUACUGAAGUGGGAGAUGAUAAUGACAGGAAUGAUGAAGUAUCAAUCUGCUUAUCUGAAGGAAGUUCACAAGAAGAAACCAGUGAAGUUAUUCAAAAUGAAGAAAUUGGUCACAAAGAAGAGGACCAAAAUACAUUAUCUGCAGAUAAUGUGAAAAUAGAAAUUAUAGAUGAUGAAGAAAGUGAUAUGAUUAGUAAUUCUGAAGUGGAUCAGAUGAGCUCUCUUUUGGAUUAUAAGAAUGAAGAAGUUAGGUUCAUUGAAAAUGAAUUGGAGAAUCACAAACAGAAAUAUUUUGAACUACAGACAUUCACUAGGAGCUUGAUACUUGCUAUUAAAUCAGAUGAUAAAGAACAGCAGCAGGCACUGCUGUCAGAUUUACCUCCUGAAUUAGAAGAGAUGGAUUUCAAUCAUGUAUCUCCAGAGCCUGAUGAUACCUCAUUCAGCUUGUCGUCUUUAUCAGAGAAAAAUGCCUCGGACAGUUUGUGAUCUUUAGAGAAAAAUAAUAUAUAUAUACAAUCUUAGACUGCCUAACAGGUGUGCAUUUCAAGAUAACUGCAUUUUGUUAUCUGAUAUCAUUCACUCAACAAAAACCUGGGUUAACUAGGCAGACCUUGCUGAAGGGUGAAUGGGAUGUGAUACGACUGCAACUUGCGGUGACAAGGAAUAUGGAACUUCGUUUUGGGCAAGUGAUAAAGCUACAUGGAAAAAGUUUUAGUUUUUAGCAUCACAGCCUUGAUUUAGGUCAUUUAUAAUUUUCCAAAAUAAUUCUUGCUUUGUAGCAAAAUCUAUUCUGAGCAGGGAUCCAAGAAUGGAAAAUAAAUCGCAGUUACAGAGCCAGGUAACAUUUCAACGUUGCUUGUCAUGUAAGACUCAGCAGUCCUGUUUGUGAUCAUUGCCUUUUCCCUUGCCCCUUCUAACUCAGGUAGGUGGACUGAAAAUUGGGAAUCCAGAUGGAAAAAUGAGCUUGUUAUGGGCAAAUGGGCAGAGUUGUUCUUGGACCCCUGAAAAAAUCUGAAUUAAAAGAUUAAACUAAGGUGCAUAUUGGUAUAUAAGUGCAACUUGUUGAGUCUCCCAUUAUCUCAUAAAAAUGUCUGAAAAACACUUGGAAGACAAAGUGAAUAAAUUUAAUUGGCUUCAAUAAAUUACUCAUGUACAGAAGCAGAACUAAAUGUUGUAAACCAUUAGGCUUUUACUGGAAACGCUUGAUUACUGGAGAAGGCAACUGUUUCUGGUAUUCUUACUAUAGUAAUGGGAUUAGAUAAUGUUACACCAAUAUUUAGAGUUUUACAGUCAUAGUGAUGUUUUUAGUUCACUUCAUUUUAUAAAACCUGAACAGUAAAAGCUCUGGUUCAUGAAGAUUCAAGAAUCAGCUACAUGGAUUUUCUACAAACUAUACUCCAUUUCAUUGCAAUAGUGCUGUCAGCCAAGGACAGUUUUCAUCCCGUCUCCCUCCGAAGCUGUUUUAGUGUUAGAAUCUGGGCCCCACAAAUUUCCUCAGUGUGAUUCAUUGACUAAUUAGCCCAAUUUAAUACAUUGUGUCAUUCCGCCAGCAGACUCCAGGUGCUGACAAAGAAUAAAUUUAGCUGAAGUUUCUAAACUGUGUGCCUGAUAGCUUUAGCCACUCUCUGCUAACUUAUCCUUUCUCAGCGCUCAUUCAUACUAAAUCUCACAUCUCAUUUGAAUAAAUACAUUCACCCUGACACAUUCAAAUAAGUUCAGUAUGGUACACAGUACUGCGGCAUACAGCUAGAACUUGGUAAUUUCUAGUCUGAAUAUUUACAAACUGGCCUCACUAAAACCUUAGGUCACACCAGCUUGAGAGCUAGAUUCUUUCACCCUUACGCUGAAUGGUACCUUAUUCUGUGAAUAGUUCCACUGAAAUUAAUGAGGCUAUUUACUGUAUAAUGGGAGUAAGGGUUGAACAAUCUGGUCUUUCUAAAUGAAAACAGUCUUAAGUGUCCAAAAAGGAAAAUCCAUGCAGAGUUUGCACCCUCUGUCCAUCUUCUCUCUUAAACUGAAUUCAUGUUCCAAGGUGUUCAACAAACUGCUGUCAGAACUUUUUCUGAGGGACAAAUGUAUUCUAUCGUAAAUAUGGUGUUAAUGUAUUAACUUCCUUCUAGCCCUAAAUCUGACAGUCAUUUCAACCCAGUACUGUGAGAAACAAUCACUGUACGGUAUUUAAAUAUAUUAUGCAUUUAAUUUACAUUACUAUACACCCUAAGACAAUAGGUGUGAUUUAUGAUAGGUUUUCUGCUCUGGGUUAUUAACUGUACUUCCUCUAGAUAGGAAGAUCCAGCAACUGACAAUAAACACUCAUGUUUUCAGGAAGCUUUACUGAAGAAAUUUAAAAUGUGGGUCUAGCCCUCAUGCUCCACAACUUGGACCUUAAUUCCGUUACUUCUCCUUGACAUGAUAUGACAAAAGGCAGCAUCUUCUUAAAGCUAAUGCUUAAUCUUGUGGUCUAUGAAUCUUUUUGCAAUUUCACCUUUUACACUAGGUUUCAGAGUAGCAGCCGUGUUAGUCUGUAUCCGCAAAAAGAAAAGGAGUACUUGUGGCACCUUAGAGACUAACAAAUUUAUUUGAGCAUAAGAUUUCAUGAGCUACAGCUCAGUUCAUUGGAUGCAUGCAGUGGAAAACACUGCAUGCAUCCGAUACAGUGAGGUAUAGCUCAUGAAAGCUUAUGCUCAAAUAAAUUUGUUAGUCUCUAAGGUGCCACAAGUAUUCCUUACCUUUUACACUAGUAGCCAAGUAGAAUUUUAUCACUGCCAUUAGUAAUUUUGUAUUGUUCUGACCUGCUUUUUUCCUGACACGACAUCAAACUAAAUCAGCAAGUUCAGAUUGGAUAAACUGUGCCAAAAACAGAAUUCAGUAAACUAGAAUCCUGGUUCAUGAUAUACAUCUAAAAUCCUAGGCUCCACACUCCUUGGCUGGAGUCUGUACUCAGUGUAUUCCUUUGAGCAAAAUAUGCUCUGACUCUUUCUGCAAUAUAGGAUAACAGAGCAUUUAUAAUAAAAUAGUCAUGCUUUCACAUCCAGAAAUGAUCAGCGGCAACGUAGGAUGAUCAAGAAGAAAUAUUGAAUAUGAACUAUGUUCUGAUGUAAUAAGAUGCUCUAUAGAGCAGUACUAUACAGUUGUUUGAGUACCUCCAUGCUUCUCUUCAAAAUAACCUCCAUAAUACCUGCAACAUGAAAAACAAAACUCUUAAUGGUGAGUUAUUACCAGUGCUAGUUAAAAAUAUUGAGGAAAUAUAGAUUUACAGGACAGAGGCUGCAGAGCAACAGAUUUGUUCUUUUACUGCACAGUAUGGUAAAAACUCAGAAGGACAAUUAUGUUUGAAAGUCAUGAAUGGCCAUUUCUGAAUAUUGCAUUCCAGCCAUGCUCUGUCACCACACGUCUCAUGGCUUCAUGAUCUGAUGUUCUGUUCUCCAGAAAGACAGCUAGAUAUAAUAAUUAAGUUCACAGGUUCAGAUUAAUAAGCAUAACAUCAGCAAGUCUCCCUAUGUCUUUGUCCAGUUCUUUAUUUGCUGCCCCCUUUCUCUUGUUUUGACAUCUGGUUGGGGAGCAGUGCUUGUCUAGGAAGGUGCACACACUCUUCAUAUUAAGUGUUUGUGGAGGAUGAGGUUGGGAGGUGCUUCUCCAGUUCUGCGAUCAAACACAGGGCUAUGGUCUUGGGCAAAUUCAGUCCUGACCUCAAGGGGUUCAUCUUCUAUUCACUUAAAUAAUAGGGAAUUGUGACCAUGGAAGAUAGGGCAGAAUUUGGUCCUAAGACCUCAUAUUGUCCAUCCAUACUUCCAGCUAAAUUUGUCAUGAUAACUAGCUGAUCUGUGUCUAAUGCCCAGAAGAGAACACCUUGAUGUUCAUCUCCUGAAUGAAUUCUAGGUAUUCUUCAGCUGACAGAAAGCAAAGAUGGCUCUGUUGAUCUUGGACAUUUUUAGGAUUUUGCUUUACAAUUAUUUCCUUUGUUCAUAGGUAGAUGCUAAUUCAUCUUCCACUGCACUAUAGAUUGCAAGGAAGAUUUAUUUUUCCAUAAAAAAUGGGAGAAAUAAUCAUAGCUGAUACUAUGGUACCAUGGAGGAAAUAUUAAAAAGCAACCAUUUCACUUCUUUGAAUCAUAAAGUUAAACAACAGAUACAGCAAGAGUGCCAUGAGUUGAAGAACCUUCCAUCAAUUUCCUGCUUUGUCAGUGAGGGAUGACUUUAGAGACAUUGUUUAUUCCUGACACAUCUUUUGCAACAUGGGUUAUAGAAGAGUGUACAGUAACUUCUCACUUAACAUUGUAGUUAUGUUCCUGAAAAAUGCAACUUUAAGCUAAAUGAUGUUAAGCAAAUCCAAUGUCCCCAUAAGAAUUCAUUUAAAUAGGUGCGGGGUUAGGUUCCAGGGAUUUUUUUUUUUGCCAGACAAAAGGCAUUAUAUACAUUUUAAACAAGCAAUUUAAUACUACAGUCAUCAUUGCUGAGUAUGAAGCUUGGUUGAGGUGGUGGAGUCAGAGAAUGGAAGAGGGUAGAUUGUCCUCCUGCUCCUCUUUCUGUUCUUGCAAGCACAGGCACUGACUUUGCUGGCGAGGGGGGCUCAACCCUCGGCCCGCCCACUCCAUCCCUUCCCGCAAGCCCCCACCCUUAACCCACCUCUUCUCCUCCGUACGUUGCGUCCUCACUUCUCCCUCUCCUGCCCACAGCAAUCAGCUGGUUUAUGGUGUUCAGGGGGGAGGGGGAAUGGAGAGAGGACUUGGCGCGCAGCCUCCCCUGCCUCCUGCCUGCAGCAAUCAGCUGGUUUGCGGCAUUCAGAAGGUAGGGGAGGGAGAGGGAGCCUGCACGCCACGUCCUCACUCCUCCUUCCUGCCUCCUGAACACCGCAAAUCAGCUGAUUGCCAUGGCUAGGAGGCAGGGGAACGGGGAAGGUGCUGAUCCGCGGGAUCCACCAGCAGGUGGGAGGCGCGGGGUGGGGUGCAUGAGGGGAGCUGAUAAGGGAGCUGCCAGCCGUUGACAAAGCAGGUGGCCAAACUACGUUAUAGCAGAGCAUUGCACAACUUUAAACAAGCAUAUUCUGUAAUGGAGCAGGGACGUAAAUUCGAAACAAUGUUAAGUGGGAGGACGUUAAGUGGGGAGUUACUGUAUCCUACUUGGAGAAAGCCUAACGUGAAAAAAGGCAUUGAUAACAGACAUGCAUUUUAAACCAGCAAUAAGGUGCUGUCUCCCUAUAGGGAGAAAUGAAAGUAUGUCUCACGCUAGUCAACUUGCUAUACCUAGGGAAAGUUGUACCCUUGAGGGGUGCUUGUCUUCAUUUCCUGAAAAUGUUUCCUGUAUUGCCUACAGUGCUAACAGGAUUGAGUAGUAAUGAAUAUUUCUAGUCAGUAAAUUAAGCAGGUAAGGCUUUAAAUACACAUGGAGAAUUGAUCUAUUAAGAAGGUGUUCCUUGUCUUAAGUAGUCACUUUUGAGAGUAGCAUUGGACUUUAAUAUUAAAGUACCUUUUGUGUGACCGAAGUCAGUACUAAAAAUGGUAAGAAAAAAAGAGCUUUGCAGCUCCUCAGAGACAAAGUGGGGAGCAAAAUAAGGAGAUAAACCAAAAAUGUAACAUGCCAGCUUAAAUUAGGAAGCAGUUAAUCACCUCUACCCACCAAAUGAAGAGAUAAUAUGGGUGUCAAAUAACAAUGCAGUUAUACAAUCAGAAUUAUAUGGCAGGAAUAUGUGUGGUGAAAAUAUGUGUGGAACUUACUGCUGCACAGUGGUCACCUAUCUAAAAGCAGAACUGUACUAUUGUUACCAUAUUAAUAAGCAUUAACCCUUUAAAAACUAGUUGGGUAGUGAUGCCUUUCCCAUCGGCACUUAGCCAUAGCAGAUUCUCACUCUCAGGAUUCUGAUGGCAUGAGGAAAGAAAAUAAUUAAUGCACAUGAAUGGAAAAUUAAGCAGAGCAUCUGAAAAAUCAAAAUUUAGUUUAUCGAUAACAUUGCAACCAAAAGCUUAGUUUACUGUACUGUACUUUACUACCUCCAGUUCCACUACCCAGAUCUGUCAGCUACAACCAGUUAUACGAUAGGCUGGCUUAUUUAUAGAGGGUCUGGAAUCUUUGAAGCAUUCUUUCAACUUUAAUAUGAGGUUCUGCUUUCUUUGUCUAAAAAUCCAAGAUUGCAUGAGUUAAUCAGUUAUCAAAUUUCCAAUCAAAGUCAGAAAAUGGCUGGAACAAAAUCUCCGACUAACUACUCAUCAGAAGGCAUCAAUGCCAUGUUUUGGCAUCUGAUUUGUCCAGCAAGUUAAUAUUUUACCACAUUGGCUGACCACAUUUUGCAGCCUCAAAAAAGCUAUGGGCAAAAAACUAAAUUGUACCAGAAGACUGGAACAGCCUUUGGCAGAUUGUACUAUACCACAUUUCACCAAAGCAGAAUCCACAGUUUUACUCAAAUCAAAAAAGCCUGUUUCCCUGUGACCAAAAAUGGCUAGCAUUCUGCUUAAAGGAUGCAAGAUACAAAAAAAAAAGAAGAGUGAUUUAACAAAAAAGCAAAUCUCUAAUCAAGAAAUGUUAAAAGAAUGUUCCUUUAAGGUGAAUGCUUUCUGGUAAUUUCUGUGGUAAUGUUAAGCAUUUUCACUGAAUAAGACCUUUAGAAUCCUGUGUUACAUUUUACACAUACUACCUCUGAAACAUAAUACCACCUUAAGACCACAUCAAAAAAUGUGAACUUUUUUUGUUUUUUAACUUUUAUAAUGGGCAAUAACUUCCAAUAGACACAUUUUCCUUCAGCUUUAUACUCAUUUUUAGUAAAGUGUUUGUGUUGCAUUUAAGGUUUAUGCUUUUUAGUUUUGUAUAUUUUUCUUUAAUUUUCGCUUUUAUUUUUUUUUCUUUUCCAAGCUACUCAAACUUUUGACAAAGGAAAGCAAUGAAUGAUGACAUGACUCCUAGCAGCAAAUAUCUCCAGUGGCUGGUGAUGGGAUACUAUGUGGGGAGGGCUCUGAGUUACUAUAGAGAAUUCUUUCCCAGGUGUCUGGCUGGUGGGUCUUCCCCCCGUGCUCAGGGUCUAACAGAUAGCCAUAUUUGGAAUCCGGAUGGAAUUUUCUCCAGGGUCAGAUUGGCAGAGACCUUGGGGAUUUUUUGCCUUCCUCUGCAGCAUGGGGCAUGGGUCACUUUCAGGUUUAAACUAGUGUAAAUGGUGUAUUCUCUGCAACUUGGAAGUCUUUAAAUCAUGAUUUGAGGGCUUCAGUAACUCAGCCAGAGGUUAUGGGUCUAUUACAGGAGUGGGAGGAUGAGGUAUGAUCAUGAUGGUCCCUGACUUUUGAGUCUACAAUAUGGGGAAGAAAAUAUGGCAUGUAUAUGUUGGGGUCAAUGGAAAUGUUACCAUCUUCUGGGUCCAAAUACUGUUAAGAUAGUAAAUAGCUGUGAUGUGUUUGGUGCAGCUAUUGCAGGCAAUAGAUAUUGCACUUAGAGAGCUCUAUCAGUGCCAAAGGACUAAUGUGACAUUUCCUAACAUAAAACAAAUUAAUUUCUGUGAUGGAGAGCAGCCAAGUGAUGAAUCUCAGCUACAUACUGAAAAGAGUAAGAUUUAAAAUCUAAUGAGUACAUCACUAUAUGGGAUUAAACUAAUCUAUCUUUAGUUUUUGUUUGCAUCUACACUUGUCUGCACAGAAAGAGAGUAUUUUUAUUUGCAUGCAAUAAAGGGUCAAAUCCUAGUCUAAGAAUAAUCAGUGGCAAAGCUCUCAAUUUUAACUGGAUCAGGAUUUGGCCCCAAGUGCAGACCAAACUGCCUAUAAAAGUUUCACAUCAAAAAGAAAAGUGCCCUUGUAAAUUCCCACCAACCCAUGAAAUAGUUUGCAGACUGUUUAAAAAAAUUUUUUUUUAAAUGUGUUAGGUAUGGGGAGAAAGUCAGGUGCAAAUAAACAUGUCAGUUGAAUCAACAAAAUUAACAAACUUUUUAAAAAAUAUUUUGGUUUUCAUUCAAUAAAGCAUGGAUAUAAACUGAAUGCAAAAGAUCUCUUAAGUGGGAAAAUUUGGCUUUUUGAAGGUGGAAGUGCUUAAAUAUUAUAAAAUGAAAAGUAUAAAAUUAUGGAAACUCCAUUGAAAAUGUGUCUUAUGAUAAACUGUGCUCUCAUAGAAAUUAAAUACAAUUUACUAAGUUUAUUACAUACAUGAUUUGUGUGUGUUUUGUGUGUGUAUACACACAUAUAGAUAUAAAACACUAAGUUAAAUAUGAUUCACUCACAUUAGCACCAUCAAAGGCAUUUUCACUUGAGGAAAUUCCAAAUGCAAUACUUGUGAAGUCGAUAUCAGUUGAAACAGGUAACUACCACAUCAUUUUUGUUUUUUCUCAUAUUCAAGACAUACUUUUGGAUUAAAUUGAACGCAUCCACAUAAAUAUUGAUUAUAUGUAAUCUUUCAUAAUUCAGAAUAACGCUGCUAGGUUUAGGCUUAAAACUACCUUGAAAAGCCCAGUAUAAUACUAUACCUAAGUAAUCUCAGCACACAAACUGUGUUGAACUUAUGAAGAGUUUAAACGGUCUUCAGCCAAGACAGAGUCCAUUUUAGUUUCACUAAAGUUUGAAAAGGUGACUUCACUGAAAGUUUAAGUGUUACUAUAUAAGCUGGUAUGCUAUUUUAAUUUGUCUAUAAAGUGCUAAGGUAACUCAUUCUCUUUAACUUAAUAUGAUGUCCUUUUGAGCCAAUUUGGCAAGUUUUGUAAAUUUAGUAUAAUACUGAAUUUCUCUGUGAAAAUCAAUAUUUAUAUUGCAUUUUUAUUGUAUGUAUUAGUAUGUGUAGCAAAAAGAUUUACCAAUCUUGAACUUGAGUACCUCUGUUAAGAUCCAGGAUAUAUGAUCUUGGUUUAUUUGAAAGAUGGAUGCCAAGUGAAAUAUUCCAUCCACUUCUAUUGAUCUUGUCUGUAUAUAUAAGGGUAUUUAUAAUCUUAUGUUAACAAAACUCAUAAUGAAAAAUGGUUAUUUCCUUCUUUAGAAACCUGCCCAGCUAUUUUUAUAUAAAUGUUGGUCUCUGCCUUAACUUUUUUGUGAAAAUUUGUGCCAUAGAUUAUUCUAACUUAACUACAGAUAGUUUACAGAACUUGCUUUGGCUCAUCUUUGGUUCACAUUUAAGUAAACUGUGACCAAUUUUAUGUGGUUAUUUGAUAGUUAAAUUAAUUUUUUUUUGCUUAAAGUUGUUUUAAUUUAUUUAUCCUGUAUAUCUGCAUCAAGGGUUUCUUCCCUAAUCUUUUUUGUCCUUUAAAGCUUUUUAAUCUAUCCUCAUAUGCACGCUUUGUUAGUUCAAGAAGUAAUAACUUUUCAUUAGUUUAUCAUAUAUAGUUUGGCAAAACCUUUAAGAAAUUGAGUCAGUGGUUAUAAAAAAAAAUGUAUCUAUAUUGACCCAAUUGGUCAGAGUAAAGGGCUAUUUACCUUUGGUAAAUUUGUCUACUAGACUCAAGGAUAUUUUUCUAAGUCGAUCAGGUUUGGGAAUCUGGAGAAAUGAAAUAAAGGUUAACGAAUUCAUUUUCCUA